GACUUCCAGUCUGAAUCCCAAUCUCGUCGUGUCGGUUAGGUUCAAGUUUGCAGCGAGUUGUUUCUUUUAUACGCUGGACAAAUACAGUCUGAUUCCGACACUUUUCAUAUUGAUUCAUCAAGAACGAUUGACUCUUCUUUAUAUAUAUAUUAGUACGUCAUUUAUCUGAAACAAUGGGCAAAAGGAAACGAUCUCAACAAGAAGCUGUACCAGAGUCGGAAGAAGAACAAGACACUCUUCCACGCUUACCGCUUUCGCGACCAUCUGAUCAAUACAAUAAAAACAAAGGCAAAUGGAUAAACCAGCAGCGUGUAUUGGUGUUGUGCUCACGUGGGAUGGGUGCAAGGGAGCGCCACCUCAUGGAAGAUCUCAAAAGCUUAAUGCCUCACACCAGGGCUGAAACAAAACAUGACACCAAGAGUGACCUCAAAGCAUUGAAUGAAGUUGCUGAAAUUCGCAACUGCAACAAAGUCCUUUAUUUUGAAAGCCGCAAGCACAUGGACUUGUUCAUGUGGGUGUCUGAUAUUGCAAGAGGACCUUCAGUGAAAUUCCACAUCAUUUGUAUGCAUACAAUGGACGAAUUGAAGCUAAGUGGCAACUGCUUGAAAGGUUCUCGGCCUUUACUGAAAUUCAGUCCAGAUUUUGAUGCGCCUCACUGGAUGCUCAUCAAAGAAUUGCUCGUGCAAACCUUCGGCACUCCACACCACCAUCCCAAGAGCCAGCCUUUCUUUGACCAUGUCUUUACAUUCACUCUUCUUGAUAAUAAAAUAUGGUUCAGAAAUUAUCAGAUUCUAGAAGAGGACGGAGAGCUGUCUGAAAUAGGUCCCCGGUUCGUCAUGAACCCUGUGAAGAUCCUGGACAACAGCUUCAGCGGCAUGACGCUAUGGGAGAAUCCCAAGUUCAAGACGCCGUCUAGUGUACGAUCCUUCAAUAAGAUGUUGAAGGCGGAUAAAGCUGUAACAACGAACAAACAGCGCGGCGCAAAAGCUGCUCGACAAGAUGAUAAUCCUUAUAAACGAUCGAAACUUCUAGAAACAAUUUAUGACUAAUGCGGGAUCCUUCAAUAAAUAAUUCUCUUCAUGUGUGUUGA
Messenger RNA from Hyalella azteca, 1090 nucleotides. RefSeq names its product ribosome biogenesis protein BRX1 homolog. The record is from RefSeq and is a predicted model, not a curated record. Gene Ontology annotation, molecular function: rRNA binding. Gene Ontology annotation, biological process: ribosomal large subunit assembly; rRNA processing. Gene Ontology annotation, cellular component: nucleolus. The coding region runs from base 174 to 1049 and encodes 291 amino acids. Lineage: Eukaryota; Metazoa; Arthropoda; Malacostraca; Amphipoda; Hyalellidae. The transcript has 6 exons.